Messenger RNA from Girardinichthys multiradiatus, 4688 nucleotides. Its product is annotated as vinculin. The coding region runs from base 173 to 3376 and encodes 1067 amino acids. The record is from RefSeq and is a predicted model, not a curated record. Gene Ontology annotation, cellular component: actin cytoskeleton. Lineage: Eukaryota; Metazoa; Chordata; Actinopteri; Cyprinodontiformes; Goodeidae. Gene Ontology annotation, molecular function: structural molecule activity; actin filament binding. The transcript is spliced from 21 exons. Gene Ontology annotation, biological process: cell adhesion.
CUUUACGUUGAUGGUUUUACGGGAGUAGUUGAAGUCUCUACGUUGUGCCCUGGAAGAAAGGCGGUUGGCUGCGUUUUAAGCUAUUUUUGUUUCUCGCUGGACUUUUUUUUGGAGGGGAAACAGCUUUAAGUUGUAGGAGAUUUUAAUCGGGUAGAGAUCCAAAGUUGUCAAAAUGCCUGUUUUCCACACGAAGACGAUAGAAAGUAUCCUAGAGCCGGUGGCUCAGCAGAUAUCCCAUCUGGUGAUAAUGCACGAGGAAGGUGAAGUUGACGGGAAAGCUAUCCCAGAUCUAACCGCGCCGGUGGCUGCCGUUCAGGCGGCCGUUAGCAACCUUGUUCGGGUUGGAAAGGAGACUGUGCAAACAACAGAGGACCAGAUAAUGAAAAGGGACAUGCCACCAGCCUUUAUCAAAGUGGAGAAUGCCUGCACGAAGCUGGUUCAAGCUGCUUCCAUGCUGAAAGCCGACCCAUACUCUGUUCCGGCUCGGGAUUACCUCAUCGAUGGUUCUCGGGGCAUUCUGUCAGGGACAUCUGACCUGCUCCUGACUUUUGAUGAAGCAGAGGUCCGCAGAAUAAUACGUGUGUGCAAAGGCAUCUUGGAAUAUCUCAGCGUGGCAGAGGUGGUGGAGUCGAUGGAGGACUUGAUCACAUACACUAAGAAUCUGGGACCAGGCAUGACAAAGAUGGCCAAGAUGAUAGAUGAGCGCCAGCAGGAGCUUACACAUCAGGAACAUCGUGUGAUGCUUGUCAAUUCAAUGAAUACGGUCAAAGAGCUGCUGCCCAUCCUCAUCUCAGGUAUAAAAAUCUUUGUUACAACCAAGACGUCUGGCAGCCAGGGUGUGGAGGAGGCCCUAAAGAACCGAAACUUCACUUUUGAGAAGAUGAGCGCUGAGAUAAAUGAGAUCAUCCGAGUGCUGCAGCUUACGUCCUGGGAUGAAGAUGCUUGGGCCAACAAGAAGGACACUGAGGCCAUGAAGAGGGCUCUGGGACUGAUUGAUUCAAAGAUGGCUCAAGCUAAAAACUGGCUGAGGGAUCCAAACGGUCCACCAGGGGACACCGGCGAGCAGGCUGUCCGUCAGAUCCUGGAUGAAGCCGGUAAAGUUGGUGAGCUCUGUACUGGGAAGGAGCGCAGAGACAUCCUGGGCACUGCCAAGACUCUGGGACAAAUGACUGACCAGGUGUCAGAGAUGAGGGCAAGAGGUCAAGGAGCAUCCCCGACUGCAAUGCAGAAGGCCCAGCAGGUUUCCCAGGGGCUCGACGUGCUCACCGGCAAGGUGGAAAAUGCUGCUCGCAAACUCGAGGCAAUGACCAACUCCAAGCAGGCCAUUGCCAAAAGAAUCGACGCUGCCCAAAGCUGGCUUGCAGACCCUCACGGGAGCCCAGAGGGACAGGAGAAUAUCAAGGCCGUCCUUGCUGAGGCCAGAACGAUUGCAGACAUGUGUGAGGAUCCCAAAGAAAGGGAAGAGAUUUUGCGCUCUGCUGGAGAGCUGGCUGCCAUGACCGCCAAGCUGUCUGAACUCAGAAGACAGGGUAAAGGUGACACUCCUGAGGCCCGAACUUUGGCCAAACAGAUAGCAACAGCCCUGCAGAACCUGCAGUCGAAGACCAACAAGGCUGUGGCCAAUAGCAGACCUGCAAAGGCAGCCGUUCACUUGGAGGGGAAGACGGAGCAGGCGCAGCGCUGGAUCGACAACCCCACGGUGGACGACAAUGGUGUGGGCCAGGCAGCCAUCCGUGGCCUGGUGGCAGAGGGCCGCCGGCUGGCGAACGCUCUGCAGGGCCCGUACAGGCAGGAGCUGAUGGGGAAGUGUGAGCAGGUAGAGCAGCUCAUGGCCCAGCUGGCUGACCUGGCUGCCCGUGGCGAAGGGGACUCCCCCCAGGCACGGGCUGUGGCUCAGCAGCUCCAAGAUGUCUUGAAAGACCUGAAAGGGAAGAUGCAGGAGGCAAUGACUCAGGAGGUGUCUGACAUCUUUAGUGACACCACUACACCCAUCAAGCUACUGGCAGUGGCUGCUACAGCCCCCCUUGAUGCACCCAACAGAGAUGAGGCCUUUGAGGAUAGAGCCGCCAACUUUGAGAACCAUGCCAACAGGCUAGGUGCCACGGCCGAGAAGGCGGCUGCAGUCGGCACUGCAAACAAGAGCACGGUGGAGGGAAUCCAGGCUUCCGUCAAGUCGACCAGAGAUCUAACACCACAAGUGGUGUCUGCUGCUCGUAUUCUGCUGAGAAACCCUGGCAACCAAGCAGCAUAUGAACAUUUUGAGACUAUGAAGAAUCAGUGGAUUGACAAUGUGGAAAAAAUGACUGGUCUGGUGGAUGAGGCCAUUGAUACCAAAUCUCUGCUGGAUGCUUCUGAGGACGCCAUAAAGAAGGACUUGGAUAAAUGCCGUGUUGCCAUGACCAAUCACCAGCCACAGAUGCUGGUGGCCGGUGCUACCAGCAUCGCCCGACGAGCCAACCGCAUCCUUCUGGUGGCGAAACGAGAGGUGGAGAACUCUGAAGAUCCUAAAUUCAGAGAAAUGGUGAAGGCUGCGUCAGAUGAACUGAGCCAGACAAUUUCUCCCAUGGUGAUGAACGCGAAGGCUGUGGCUGGAAAUAUUCACGAUCCAAAUCUUCAGAAGGGCUUUUUGGACUCAGGUUAUAAGAUUCUUGGAGCUGUAGCAAAGGUCAGGGAGGCCUUCCAGCCCCAAGAGCCAGACUUUCCUCCACCUCCUCCUGAGCUGGAUCAGCUCAAUCUCAAUGAUGAAGCAGCACCUCCCAAGCCUCCUCUUCCAGAGGGAGAGGUUCCUCCACCCAGGCCUCCACCCCCGGAGGAAAAAGAUGAGGAGUUCCCAGAGCACAAAGCAGGAGAAAAAGUCAACGAGCCCAUGAUGGUGGCUGCCAGGCAGCUUCACGACGAAGCCCGCAAAUGGUCUAGCAAAGGAAAUGACAUCAUCGGCGCCGCCAAACGAAUGGCCCUGCUCAUGGCAGAGAUGUCUCGUUUGGUGCGUGGAGGCAGCGGAAACAAGCGUGCCCUGAUCCAGUGUGCCAAGGACAUUGCCAAAGCCUCCGAUGAAGUCACACGGCUGGCUAAAGAAGUGGCCAAGCAGUGUACCGACAAACGGAUCCGGACCAACCUGCUCCAGGUGUGCGAGCGCAUUCCCACCAUCAGCACUCAACUCAAAAUCCUUUCCACCGUCAAGGCCACCAUGUUGGGCCGUACCAACAUUAGUGAAGAGGAGUCCGAGCAGGCGACUGAAAUGUUGGUCCACAACGCCCAGAACCUGAUGCAAUCUGUGAAGGAGACUGUCAGAGAGGCAGAGGCGGCUUCCAUUAAGAUCCGGACAGAUGCAGGUUUCACCCUCCACUGGGUCAGAAAGACCCCCUGGUACCAGUAAGAGACGAGCCAUCAGUCCUCUGCUUGGUGCUGGUUCUGCCCAGCUGUUCACGGGGAUUUUGAAUGGACAGACAUAUGCUUCAUCAAAGCAACAAUAACACUGCCCAACAUCCAUAUAUGGGCAAAGUUUCUUCAUCCUAUGUCCUGUCUGUAACGGUUGCUGUUCUCUUAUAAUAUAAAACGGUGGAACUAUUAGUUCGAAAUAUAUUUUGGAGGUAAUUAUAAAUCAUUGGAAUAUCCAUAUUUAUAUAUUGAUCAGAAGUUAGAUUUCAUAGAAUAUGAGGCUGAUUGAUUGUUGACUUUUCUAGACCUAGACCACAUUAAAUUAAAUUGAACUAACGAUUUCUGAGGACAGUUUUAGAUCUUUAUACUGAAUAUUUAAUUACAAUUAUUACUUUUGCUUUAAUUGGAUAAGCACAUGAAGUUGGGGAGUUGUUACACGUACAGCAGAGGUAGUUGCUCAGCGCAGAUGGAAUAUAUUUAGUGACAUUCUGUACUAUAAGAAGUGAAAGAGAAAUGCUCAUCUUUAGUACAUGCUGUAGCACAGCUGUAGCAGUCUAGAGUUCUGCCAAAGAUAUUUCUACCAGUCUGUUUAAUCCACAAUGCAUAUUUGAGUUGACAUUUAGGGAACAAGUCGUCUCAUUUGACUCAUUAGAGUCAUUCUAGAUGUGUUUCAUACAUUGCAUCAAGAUCACCUCCAUUAAACAGCCUUGUCCUACACUAUGUGGCAUAAAAGCUGGGUUUUUUUUCUUCCUAUUCCUACCAUGCUAUGAGUUCGAAUAAAACUGCCUGCUGAUCUUUUGGUUUUGCCACACAUUCAUGUCUUUUUUUUUUGUGCACAAUUCUUGUAAAAUAUAAAUUUCUAUUUCAGAAAGAAUGAGCAUCACUUCAUUAUUAAGCACAGUACCUUAAGCCGUUAAUCUGUAUUGUCUCGAUACACUAAACAGAACUGAUCACCUUUUGUGGCAGUUCUAUAUUAGCUACUUUGAAAUGUCUGAAGCUGAUCUUUUUUUUUUGUGUGGAGGUAUACUUUAAACAUCUUACAGAAAUCGAUGUGCCUUGUUUUGCUAUUAAUAUUUUCAGUUUCAGAUGUUUUGUAUUGUUUGUACAAGCUGUCAGUGUUCAUUUGCUCAGUACUUAUUGUACAGGAUUCUUCUUAAAAGCCUUUUUCCAAGUACUCACAUGAUACUCUAUGCAAACCAUGCCCUCAUCCCUAAAGUUAUGCAACCUGGUUGGGUUUAAAUGCGUCUAAAAGAUGAUUUUGCUUUAGAAUCGUUCACAAUUUUGUAAUAAAGCAUUUUAUAGCACUUGGA